Penicillium daleae is the source of this 1071-nucleotide messenger RNA. RefSeq lists its product as uncharacterized. Lineage: Eukaryota; Fungi; Ascomycota; Eurotiomycetes; Eurotiales; Aspergillaceae. Gene Ontology annotation, biological process: mitochondrial respiratory chain complex I assembly. Bases 1 to 1071 code for a protein of 356 amino acids. The record is from RefSeq and is a predicted model, not a curated record. The transcript is spliced from 2 exons. Gene Ontology annotation, molecular function: S-adenosylmethionine-dependent methyltransferase activity. Gene Ontology annotation, cellular component: mitochondrion.
AUGAUCUCCCUUCACACAUUUCGCGGUACAUUUUCCCGGAGAUGCGUCGCUGCAACCUCCGGCGUCAGAACCUACGCUAGCCAGACGCCUGGCAAUCCCAUGAUAGAGAUCUUCAACCGCAAAACGAAGCAUCUACAGAAGGACCGCGCAGCUCGGAAUGUCGAGGAGAGCCGGAAAACAGAUUACCUGAAAGAUGAAGUGGCGCUGCGCUUAUGCGAACGGUUGCUAGAUAUCAAGCGCGACUUCCCUAAUGUGCUGGAUCUGGGUGCGAAUAGCUGCAACAUCGCGCGGGCAUUAACAACCCCGAACCUCGACAUCGCAGCGCCCGAGGGCACUGCAACACCAGCAUUGGCAGAGCGGAUAGCGAAAUUGACAUGCGUGGACACAUCACAUGCGCUGCUGCACCGAGAUGACGAGCUCCCUUUUAAUAAAGAGAUCAACAUUCAUCGUGAUGUGAUCCCUGACCUGGAGACACUGCCCUACCAGCCGAACACAUUCGAUGCGGUCCUCUCGUCACUAUCCAUGCACUGGAUUAAUGACCUACCUGCAUUGCUGGAGCAGGUCAACACUAUCCUCAAACCAGACAGCCCCUUCAUUGCAGCAAUGUUCGGCGGUGAUACUCUCUUCGAACUGCGGGGAUCACUGCAGCUUGCUGAUUUGGAGCGCCGCGGCGGUGUCACUCCCCAUGUAUCGCCGCUGGUUGACGUGCGAGACGUCGGAAAUCUACUGAAUCGCGCAGGGUUCAAGAUGCUCACUGUGGAUGUCGAGGACAUUGUGGUAGAGUUUCCGGACUCAUUUGCGCUUAUGCAGGACUUACAAGCCAUGGGUGAGAGCAAUGCCAUCAUGCACCGUGAGGCUGGACCCUUGUCACGGGAUGUCUUGCUGGCCAAUGAAGCCAUCUACAGGGCAAUGUACAUGGAAGAUGACGCUCCAGGUAUCCCAGCAACGUUCCGGAUGAUCUACAUGAUCGGAUGGAAGGAUGGCGGCAACCAGCCGCAGCCGCUCCAACGCGGUAGUGGUGAGCUCAACCUCAAGGAUAUUCUAGGUGGUGGUGAUUUCCAAAAGCCGUGA